Molecule: messenger RNA, 507 nt
Organism: Emiliania huxleyi CCMP1516
Lineage: Eukaryota; Haptophyta; Isochrysidales; Noelaerhabdaceae
Exons: 1
Coding region: 1-507 (168 amino acids)
Cellular component (GO): membrane
Source: RefSeq, a predicted model, not a curated record
AUGCUCGCCUUCACUACCGCGCUCCACGCGUUCGCCACCCCUAGCCGGCUCGGCCCUCGCCCAGCAGCGCCCUGCGUGCAAAACAUCGCAGCGUUGCCGAUUCAGCGUAACGUGGCGCCGGUACUGCAGCUCGCCAGCGAUAGCAUCCUGACGGCGCAGAUGCGGCGGGAGAUGGCCUCCGAGCCGCGGCUGGCGGACUUUGCGGUCACCGGCGACCCGCAGUUUGUGCGGCACACCGCCGAGGACGACCCGACCAAGCCUCUCCUCCUGUACCUUCCCGGCAUCGAGCUGUCGGGCUACUCGCUCCACCGGCAGCUUCCCGGGCUCGCAGAAGACUUCUGCGUCCGCUGGCUGGCCGUACCGCCGGACGACCGGUCCAGCUUCGAGGCGCUACGCGAGGCCGUCACCCGCGAGGUCGAGGCGGAGGAGGGGCGGCCCAUCUACCUGCUCGGUGAGUCGUUCGGCGGCGUCCUCGCGCUCAGCGUUGCUCAGGCGCAUCUACAAUAG